AUGGAGUCAGAGUACAUAAGAGGAGACUCAAAGGUACACCUGCCCAAUGUCAUCUCGAAGUAUCAUGCCAAUAGAUGUAGUUUCUUCAUGACGAGACUCUGGCCGCAGCCAUUUGGUUCGACUCCAAAAGCGCAGCAAGUUCUGGAGAAAGGCGGUGAACGUGAAGUGAUGUUCAUCACAAUCGUGACUAUGUUUCUUCCCCUUGCCUGGGCGGGAGAUCAUUUUCUGCAGAAGAGGGCCGAAGAUUGUGAUGUGACAGGGCACUUUAGCUGCAAUACCACCGUCUUUGAUGAAAUGGGCGAGAUCACCUUCUAUCCCAAUGAGAAGGACGAGGUGACGUUGAUCAAGAACGACUACGCAAAGUUCAUGCGGGUUGGCCUUCAUUACGGUGUUGACAACCAUGAAAUUCAACAUUGCGCAAAAGUGCCCUCACCACACCUCACAUACCGCUGUGCCAUUGUCGAGACUGUAGGGCAAGAUCCCAACGCUCGCUUCCACGAUGCCUUCACAGACUAUGUCUUCAAUGACGAUUGCAGCGCCUUUACCAAGGUGGGGACACAUUUGUCGAACACCGCUGUGGUGAAUGUGGAAUGUGCUCGCAACAAAAAGUGA
Messenger RNA from Durusdinium trenchii, 612 nucleotides. The record is from the annotation of a GenBank genome assembly. NCBI's taxonomy places the organism in Eukaryota, Dinophyceae, Suessiales, Symbiodiniaceae.